This is a messenger RNA of Lodderomyces orthopsilosis Co 90-125, 246 nucleotides long. RefSeq lists its product as uncharacterized. Lineage: Eukaryota; Fungi; Ascomycota; Pichiomycetes; Serinales; Debaryomycetaceae. Bases 1 to 246 code for a protein of 81 amino acids. The transcript has a single exon. The record is from RefSeq and is a predicted model, not a curated record.
AUGAGACCACCACCAAACUCGAUCCAUGAAUACUUGUAUCGACUACUAAUUGACUCUCCCGGUUUCAAUCGAUGGGUUCGUAAAAUCCACGCCAGGAUAAAUCGUAUACCAUAUGAUCAUUAUCCAGAUUUAUCACAAGUUAAAGAAAUUGAUAUACAUGAUUUUAAGCCCACUAGAUUACAGAAACUAAAUGCAUUUAGACGAAUUUGGGCACAAGAAAUGAAAAACACAUUCAAAUUUUGGUAG